Molecule: messenger RNA, 1405 nt
Organism: Salvelinus sp. IW2-2015
Lineage: Eukaryota; Metazoa; Chordata; Actinopteri; Salmoniformes; Salmonidae
Gene: nudt7
Product: nudix (nucleoside diphosphate linked moiety X)-type motif 7
Biological process (GO): coenzyme A catabolic process
Molecular function (GO): coenzyme A diphosphatase activity
Source: RefSeq, a predicted model, not a curated record
UUACCAUUCACCUGCAACAUGAUAGCUCAGCUGUGCGAGUGCCUUUUUGAAUUAUGGAAUGACUUGAAAAUGGGUUGGUAGAUUAUUAAUUUCAUGGCAGUUAUUUUAGGUGUUAAUUUGAGGCAAAACUGUUCAACAUGUCCGUGCAAAACAUAGAGCGUUAUCAUUUUCCAAGAUGUUGGUCUCUGGUUCCCCACUAGAUGGAGUUGCCCUACAUUUUCUUUAAGCUGAAGGGACUCGCUUCCGCAAUCCGCAUGCAAGCACUAACACAAAGCUAAUGUCAAGUGGAAGCAUUGUAGCAACGAUUUUUUUUUGCACAGCAGGUGCCUGUCCGAAGAAAAUAUUUAAUAUUGGGAUAGUAGUGACAGGUCGGCAGCAGCAUUCUGAAGCUUUUCUCCUGUACAGCAAUAACAAACUCGAGCUAUAUUUUAUAACAAAAGCAAGGUAGGCUACUGGUAUGUUUCACUGUGAGGUCUUUGCCUCUGUUUGGCUACAUUGUUGACCUUCAGGAUGGACCUAAAAGAAAAGACAGCUGCCAUAUUGAAGCAAUAUGAAGUCGGGAGCAGAUUCUCGUACUUGCCGGUCCUGCCCAAAGCCUCGGUGUUGAUACCGCUGUUUGUGAGGGACGGAGAGGUCCACAUGCUGAUGACUCUACGCUCCCAAGAGCUGAGGACCAACGCAGGUGAGGUGUGUUUCCCAGGUGGUAAGAGGGACCCGAGGGACAGGGACGAUGUGGACACGGCUCUGAGAGAGGCAGAGGAGGAGAUAGGCCUUCCUCCUGACCAGGUGGAUGUGGUCUGCACACUCUUCCCCAUUAUGAACAAGAGUGGUCUGUUGGUGACUCCAGUGGUGGGGUUCAUUGAGGCCUCAUUCUCUCCUCGCCCAAACCCAGCCGAGGUCAGCGCUGUGUUCACUGUCCCUCUGGAGUUCUUCACUAGAGAGAUAGACCACUCAUCCUACAGUGCGACUGGAAUUGCUGGCUUGCUCCACAGUUUCCAGUUUCCGGACCCUGAAUCAGGCAGCCACUAUCAGAUAUGGGGUCUGACUGCCAUUUUGGCUAUACUGGUCUCUGUCCUAGCCCUCAGAAAAAAGCCUGAGUUUGAGACUGGUUUUGAUUCUGAUGACCCGGUAUCUUUCUUCCAACACAAUCUGAACAAGAGGAUCAGUAAACUAUGACAUAUAUCAAUGUUUUUUAAAUAUUUUAACCAGAUAAUUAUAUAAUGCAAUGCAAUGAUGGUGAGAACAUAUUUUUCCCUAAAAUGUUGUAAAUGUAAUUGUUCUGCCAACUGUAAACGUGGAAUCAUGUGCAAUACCUAUAUUCUUUACGAAAAUUGAUUUUUUUUWAAACUUUGAAUGUAAUUUGUGAAUAUUGUAUAUUGGUGACAAUAAAAAAAAUAAAAAAGUA